Molecule: messenger RNA, 1031 nt
Organism: Glossina fuscipes
Lineage: Eukaryota; Metazoa; Arthropoda; Insecta; Diptera; Glossinidae
Product: lectizyme-like
Exons: 1
Coding region: 39-869 (276 amino acids)
Biological process (GO): proteolysis
Molecular function (GO): serine-type endopeptidase activity
Source: RefSeq, a predicted model, not a curated record
CUUUUCAUGGAAAAGACAUCAGAAUAGUUUCAAUCAUCAUGAAGUUUCUUGCAGUGUUCGGUUUAUUUGUGGUUAGCGUAAGCGCGGCGAAUCUAGAUGCUAUCGCCAAACCAGGUUUUCUGGAAGGGCGCAUUAUCAAUGGCCAUGAAGCCGAGAAGGGUGAAGCUCCUUUCAUUGUUUCUUUGAAGACCGGUAGCCAUUUCUGUGGUGGUUCCAUUAUUGCUGAAAAUUGGGUCUUGACUGCUGGUCACUGCUUGAUCUUCGAUGAAUUUGAAAUUGUAGCGGGAUUACACUCACGAAUUGAUGAAUCCGACGUUCAAAUCCGCAAGGUUACCAGCAAGAGACAGCAAUUUGUUCAUGAAGGAUACGAUGGUGAUGUUGGUCCCAACGAUAUUGGUCUCAUCUACGUGGAUAAACCUUUUAAGUUAAAUGCUUUGACUCGUGAUGGAACAGCUGCAGUGGCCAAAGUGGAUUUACCAUCCGGCAAAUUCGAAUCAACUGGUAAGGGUAAGCUGUAUGGCUGGGGACGCGAUAACUCAGGAUUUUUACCCAACAUUCUGAACACUUUGGACGUAGACAUUAUUGGAUACGAAGAAUGUAAAAAUGCUUUACCUUCCGAUGCUCCUAUAGAUCCUGUCAAUAUCUGUUCCUACACACCUGACGCUAUUGAUGGUGCUUGCAAUGGCGAUUCCGGUGGUCCAUUAGUGCGCGUCACUCCCGACGGUACCGAGCUAGUUGGCAUUGUAUCUUGGGGUUACGUACCCUGUACUGCGUCAGCACUGCCAUCUGUUUAUACUUGGACUUCUGCUUUCGACAAAUGGGUUGAAGAAACCACCAAUAACUAUGGCACGCCUAGUCAACUCGUUUAAAUUAUUUUGCCGUAAAUGAACAAAAUGAAAAAUUUUUAGUUAAAAAACAAAACAGAUUUGCGUAGUAGGAUUGAUCUUGAGUACUUCUCACCUAAAAGAAAUGUAUAAUAUAUCAAGCAAAUAAACUUUGACAUCAAUAAAUUUCCGUUCAGUUCGUGUUCA